Messenger RNA from Cyclopterus lumpus (lumpfish), 2327 nucleotides. RefSeq lists its product as uncharacterized. The transcript has 10 exons. The coding region runs from base 186 to 1562 and encodes 458 amino acids. NCBI's taxonomy places the organism in Eukaryota, Metazoa, Chordata, Actinopteri, Perciformes, Cyclopteridae. The record is from RefSeq and is a predicted model, not a curated record.
ACACACCCCUAUCGCUCACAAUGUGCCCGAGUGCACUUGAAGUCUCAUGAGUCCGAUUAUUAUGAAGACACUGAACGCAACGCAGACAUUACGCGCUCCGGUCUCCUUGGCGACUGAGCAGAGAACCGAGUGAAGAAAGUUUGUUUCGUCGUGACUCCGCACGAAACUCCACUUAGCGGACAGCCAUGUCCAACAGAUGUAAGCCUGAGUGCUUCAGGAGCGACAUCCACAGACUGCUGCUGGCUGCUGAAGCUGGUCAGAAGGCUGACAUCCUGACCUACUCCUCAGGUCAUCUUGGGCCCCGCAGCCUGAUCCAAAGUCAGCCUCACAGGGAGACAAAGCAGUCUUUCUGGAGGAUGUGUCAGGGCUUAGAAGAAACCCCAAACCAGACACGGACAAAGGCCCUGACCUAUGUAAAGAAGAAAGAGUGCCCCUUUGAGUUCUCCACUGACACUGCUGAGUCUGAUGUCUCAAGGUCACGACGAGGUCAGGCGACUGAUUGCUCAUCACAUGCAGACAAAACCGAAGAUAUAUGUCUACCUAAGAUAGCGUACUGUUCCUUAAACUCUCUGCCGCUCCAGCCGAGAGCCUUCUCCCAGAAUAAGGCUAACUUUUCAUCUGAUCCGGUGGGGAAACAGCAUUCUUACCAGAAAGGUCUGAGUAAUGAAGGCCAGUUAAAGUCGAUACAACGGUUUGGCAGGCAAGUCAGAGCCAAGCAUGACCUCUGGGCUGGAAUAAAUGUUGCUGAGAUGCAUGAGAGGAAACUACAAAAGGAGCUGAGGAGGUUGUCAGCGCAAAGCUGGCCCAGCAGAGACCGCCUUGCGGUGUUCAGUGACGUCUUUGAUGAUGUAUGUGAAGCCUCGCCAGUAUUUGGACCAAUCCUGAGGGAAAUUAAGACAGAUUACGAUUUGUAUGUCAACCACUUGAUGGCUUCCCAAUCAUUACUACACAAGGGGUCACUGGGGACUUCACUCAGAUAUCUUGGCAAUGACAAAGGAAGGCAAAUGGAGUUGAAUGAUGCUUUAAAAGAGGUUUUCCGGCUGGAGCAAGAGGCCAAGAGAGCUCUAGAGGAGAAUAAACGAGUCCGAGAUGAAUCACAGAAUGUUCCAGCUCCCAAAGGCCCAGAGGACAGUGGCAUGACGAGUCAGUCUCAAGACUACCCUGACACAUCUCUGUCAGGGCUGCAUGACAGAGGAACUGCCGACGGCCCCACCAGCACUGUCCAAUCCAAGCGGCUUCAGGUGUUGAUCACGUGGCGGGAGAACCAACAGCUGGAGGAGGAGCUUAAGGAGAAGCCGGUGUCCUUUGGUACGACCACGGCCACUGAACGAUGCAUCAAAGACGUAAAGACUGAGAUAAUGAGACUGAUAGCUUCAAAUGAACGUCUGAAGACCACGAACAAGGAUUUGGGAAACAACAUAAACAUGGUGCUGAACAGAGAGAAAGCAAGCAAGGCCAUGAGAUGGGCGUUGUGGGACGAAAUACAUUGUGAUCUACAAACAGAGAGUGAAUGGCUUCAAAGAUCAGCAAGCGGACCAGAUGAUCAUUUCAAAGGGCAAUAAAAUGAAGGAAUACGUAUUACAUAGAGUCACAUCUGUCACCAGCCAGCGUCUUAAGUGUAUUAGAAUAUAUUUCGAUAUCUUGUCGUAGCCCUUCAGUUUAGUAAAAGUUGUCUUUGUCCAGAAAUAACACCCUAGAUCAUUGCUCGAGCAAUUAAUAACACAAUGUACAAAUACACAAUGUACAAAUCCUACAUAAACAGUCAAAUGUACAUACAAUUCAAAAGUACUCAUUAUGCAGAGUAGUCAUACUCUAUGAUCUAUUUUUACUCCGUUAUUGUUACUGAUACGACAUGUUAGAACAUUUUGAUGUUGAAGGUGAAGCUAAUACUAGCUACUUUAGAUACUGUUAGUUUAAUAUAUAAUCAUACAUCAUAUUUUAAAAGAUGUGUUUUGUAAAAACUUGAUUGACAUGUUGACUGAUAUUAUGCUAAUAUCAUUAUACAUAUAUACUAAUGUGUUAAAUUACUGUAGUGGAGUAAAAAGUACAAUAUUUUCCUCUGAAAUGUGGUAAAGUUCAAGUAUAUACUGUAUAAAGAAUACACAUGUCAAUACAGCUUUGAGUAAUUGUAUUUAGUUAGAGGAUGUCAAGUUUCAUAGUUUCCAGCAAUCCAUCCGUCAAAGAGCAGCAGUAAAAUUGACACUUCACACACGUUGUUUUUGAGAAGAGCAGUCCAAUUAGUAUUUUGUUAAUAUGAACAACUUCCACGUUGAGGUAAAAAUCUAAUUAUAUAUGUACAGCCUGGAGCGAUUAGAAUGUUAAUGAAU